Molecule: messenger RNA, 966 nt
Organism: Argiope bruennichi
Lineage: Eukaryota; Metazoa; Arthropoda; Arachnida; Araneae; Araneidae
Product: heat shock protein hsp-16.2-like
Exons: 1
Coding region: 220-846 (208 amino acids)
Biological process (GO): protein refolding; response to heat
Molecular function (GO): protein folding chaperone
Source: RefSeq, a predicted model, not a curated record
AGAAUUUUCUCGCCGGAACUAGAACAGGAGCGCGUGGGUAUAUAACCGGCAUCGGACGCCAGACAGACAAUAGAUUCCGACUUGAUCCGAGUGUGCUCGGAAAGCGAUUAUUCAUUUGUGCUUUAUUGAGUUUCCAUUUCUUGCGGAAAUAUAAGUAUUCUUUGGACGAAGACUGAAUUGGAAUAAAAACAUACAGUCUAUUUAUUGUGAAUAUUAGUUAUGGCUUUAGCUACUUUAUUCGACGAUUUGCCAUUGUCAGCUUUGAUGGAUGGAAAUCGACGCCGUCGUAACAGACCAUUGAUGCUCAAUCUUCUGGAUUUCCUGGAAAAUCAAAUGGAUCAAAAAGUUGGACAUGUUUUCCGGCGUUUACCUGCUGUUCUUCUCGAUGUGGAUGAUGAAUACGAAAGCGGAACUGACAAUGGCCGAAAACGAAAGCGCAAAUCCGAUGCUGUGUGUUCCUAUGAACCGAAAACGAAAGUGCAAGUGACAACUAAAGGCGACAAGUUCCAAGUGCAGCUGGAUACUUCCAAUUACCAACCGGAGGAAAUUACUGUGAAAGUCAUCAACGACAAGCUUGCCAUUACUGCCAAACAUGAGACCAAAAGCAAUGACGUGUACGAGUAUCAUGAAAUGGCUCGUUCUUUCGAUUUGCCGGAAGGUGUGGAUCCACAGACUGUCACUUCUAGUUUGAAUUCCAAUGGUCAACUGACCAUCGAAGCCCCCAUUAAACCAGCCAAAGAGGUUAAUGAAAGAGUUGUGCCAGUUAAAAUGACCGAAGAGUCGCAGCCAAAUGAAACUUCAUCUGAAAAUAAGGACACUCAAACCCAGAGUGGUGAGAGUAAGUGAGCUGUAGAACUUUAAAUCUCAGUAUUCAAUUAUGUCCAUUUUAAUUGUUUUUUGUAGUUCCUAGUGUAUUGUUGCAUUUCGAUGUUAAAUCAUUCAUCAUAUGUGUAUAACAUGUACAUG